AUGUCUGCUGUUGUUGAGGAAAAUGUUGUCGUAGAAAACGGGUCCACCGUAGAAACUCCCGCUGCAAAAAUUUCAGAUGUAGUUAUGGGCGAUGAUGCUGAAAGUGCCAGAAAAGCAAGAGCGAGGAGACAAGUCGAAUUUUACUUUGCGGAUUCCAAUCUUCCAUACGACAAAUUCAUGUGGCAAUUACAUACCAAAACUCCAGAACAUUGGGUCCCCAUAAGUGCCGUAGCAUCGUUCAAAAGAAUGCGCCAAUACUCUUCAGGCGAAAACGGAGUGCAAUGGGUUGCGGAUGUACUAAAAUCAAGUGAAUAUCUGGAAGUAGACGAAAGUGGUGAAAAUGUACGAAGGCGAACAGAGGUACAGGAGCCUAAAGGUCAAUUUGAGCGCAGUGUAUACGCUAAAGGUUUCGGGACAGACGAGAGCAAGGAUCUACAACUACGUCUAGAAGAACUCUUCCAAGGUUAUGGUUCGACAAACGAAGUGCGGAUGAGAAGGAGCGAGGAUAAAUCCUUCAAAGGCUCUGUUUUCGUCGAAUUUACUGAACCCGCAGGCGCUGAGGCUUUACUCAAAGCCGAACCUAAACCCAAAUGGGACGGAGAAGAUCUUCUCAUCAUGUCCAAGGAGGCUUAUUGCGAAAUGAAAAUUAAGGAGAAGGGCCUUACUGGGAGAAACGCUGAACGAAAACGCGACACAAUGAACAAACGGAACUUCAAUGCUUUCACUAUCCCUAUCAGCCAGGGUGGGCUUAUGAAGUACAAAGCAGUCGAGGACGGCAAGCCAAAACGAGAAAUCUGGCUUGAGUUCAUGGGUAAAAAGCUGUUGAUUGAGAGGGACGAAGAUGGAAAUGGGAGAGUCAAGGAGGAGGAAGUUCCAUUCCUCAAAGGCAGCACGUUGAAGUUCGAAGGUGUUGGGGAAAAUUUCUCAUGGAAUGACAUCAAGCUUCCGUUGAAAGACCUAUUCGAGGGACGUGCUCCCUUCAUCGAUUACACCCGCGGAAAAAAUGAUGGUUUUGUCGGAUUUCACAAGGAACUAUCCGACGAGGACAUCUUGAAUGUCAAAAAAACUAUUCGAACUAUAAAUGGGAACGAGAUCACUUGGUCCCAGAUAGACGAGGAAGAAGAAAAAAGCUUCCAAAUCCGACGAGCGCAAUCAAGCGCUCGCGCUGCUCUACGUAACGAUGACGAAAACUCCUCCACAUCAAGGCCUCAACGAGGGGGCCGUGGCGGCUCUCGUGGAGGGGCCAGCCGUGGUCGCGGUGGUCGUGGUGGUCGUGACGGAGGUCGAGAAAGCCGCGGAGGGCGUGGAGGAAGGGGUAGUAGGGGAGGAAGAGGAGGAGGUCGUGGUGGUGGUGGUGGGAAGCAUGACCGAGAAAACGGCAAAACCAAUGGUGAUGCUACACCCGCCACAAACGGCGACUCCAAAUCAGACGCUGAUAAUGCAGCGGGAGAGAAGAGGAAGCGUGCUGUGGAGCCAGAUGGUGGACCUGAUGUAGGAAUCCGUGGGGUUGCGGGGCCUCCCGUACUUCAGACUGCGAAAAAGGUCCGAACGGAAACGGGCGAGGCAGCUACAGCUGCUGCGUCAUGA
Messenger RNA from Lentinula edodes (shiitake mushroom), 1587 nucleotides. RefSeq lists its product as uncharacterized. Gene Ontology annotation, molecular function: mRNA binding. Gene Ontology annotation, biological process: RNA processing. The record is from RefSeq and is a predicted model, not a curated record. The coding region runs from base 1 to 1587 and encodes 528 amino acids. Gene Ontology annotation, cellular component: nucleus. Lineage: Eukaryota; Fungi; Basidiomycota; Agaricomycetes; Agaricales; Omphalotaceae. The transcript is spliced from 6 exons.